UAACAACUUACAUCUCCCACAGCGCCGCCAGCCGUUUCGCUUUUCUUUGCUUUCGCCAGCAUAGCAUCUGAAGCGCCGUAUUCACCGGAUAACCGUUAAUCAUUCAAAAUGGUCGUCGAUACGGCCUACUACGACACCCUCGGCGUCUCGCCGCAGGCUACCGAGCUGGAGAUUAAGAAGGCCUACCGCAAGAUGGCCAUUGUCCACCAUCCAGAUAAGAACCCAAACGAUCCGACAGCACACGAAAAGUUCCAGGCCAUCGGUGAAGCCUACCAGGUUCUCUCCGACGGGGAGCUGCGAAAGGCCUACGACAAGUAUGGAAAGGACCACGCAAAGCCGCAAGAGGGCUUCGUCGACCCGGCCGAGUUCUUCUCUGCCAUCUUUGGCGGCGAGGCUUUUGUCGACUGGAUCGGUGAGAUUAGCCUGAUGAAAGAUCUGGCUGCCACAAUGGACAUCGCCAUGGAGGGAGAGGAGGGAGAGGCUCCGCCGCAAGAGGAAGAGGAGUUUCCGGGAACAGCUGAGGCCAUGAAGGAGAGCUUAAAGGAGAAGGAGAACCGAGAGUCCUACACAGGUUCUGCGUCUGCGCCGCCGCCCCCCACGGUGGUCGUGGAUGAGGAAAAGACAAAGACACCAUCUGCCACCUCGACACCGCCGCCCCGAUCUGAAGCCACGUCUCCGACCCCCUCAUUUGGUUCUCGAAAUCGCAUCCCCAUCCGAGCAGCUCUUACGGACAAGGCUCACGAGGAUAUGGAGAAUGAAGUAGAGGCAGCCGACGAGGACCCCAAAGGCAAGGGACGCAAGAAGGGUGGAAUGAGCAAGGAGCAGCGAGAAAAGCUGCUUGCUUAUGAGAAAGAGCGCGCGCGCAUUCGCCAGGAGCGCGUUGAGGCUCUCACACGGAAGCUGCUGGACAGGGUCAGCGUGUGGACCGAGACGGACAAGGGCCCCGACGUAACCAGAGCCUUCCAGGAGAAAAUGCGGCUCGAGGUGGAGAAUCUCAAGAUGGAAUCAUUCGGUAUCGACAUCCUUCACGCCAUUGGCCAGACUUACAUGUCUAAGGCCUCGACCCUUUUGCGCAGCCAGAAGUUCCUCGGCAUCGGUGGCUUCUUCAGCAAGCUGCGUGACAAGGGCACACUGGUCAAGGACACUUGGAACACCAUCAGCAGCGCCAUCGAUGCGCAGCAGACGGUGGAGGACAUGGCCAAGAUGGAAGAGAGGGGGGGCGAAGACUGGACAGAGGAGAAGCGUGUUGAAUACGAGCGCCGUGUGACGGGCAAGAUCCUCACGGCUGCGUGGAGAGGUAGCAGGUUUGAGAUCCAGGGCGUGCUGCGCGAGGUGUGUGAUACCGUCUUGAACGACAAGAAGGUUCAUUUGUCAAAGCGACUGGAGCGAGCGCAGGCGCUCGUCCUGAUCGGCGAGAUUUUCCUCAAGGCCGAGCGUUCUCCCGAAGAAGAGGGCGACUACCUGCUCUUUGAGCAGCUCGUUGCCGAAGCAGCCAUCAAGAAGGACAAGCACGACGACCACAAGCACAAGAAGGACAAGAAGUCCAAGACCGCGGAAGAGAUUGCCCAGGAUGCGCCUAACGUGCCUAAACCGGAGUCUGCGGCGUAAGAUGUACAAUUUGGGGGACCGGGGGCGUUUAAUGGUUGUGGGGGGAAAGGGAGGGGAAGAUGUCGAGGAGGAAAAUGGAUUGAAAAAUUGAGAAUUUGUUUGUUUAGAGAGAUAAUGUCAAGAUUGCCGGAUAGAGAGCGAUCGGCAUAUUUAUUAUAUAUAGAGUAUUAUACAACCCACUUCUUUGCUUGG
Trichoderma virens Gv29-8 is the source of this 1800-nucleotide messenger RNA. RefSeq lists its product as uncharacterized. Gene Ontology annotation, biological process: protein import into peroxisome matrix. The transcript has 3 exons. The coding region runs from base 109 to 1608 and encodes 499 amino acids. NCBI's taxonomy places the organism in Eukaryota, Fungi, Ascomycota, Sordariomycetes, Hypocreales, Hypocreaceae. The record is from RefSeq and is a predicted model, not a curated record. Gene Ontology annotation, cellular component: cytosol.